AUGCGAAGCAUCGAAGAGGAAGAUAUACCGGAAUUAGAGGCAAAUGGUCGGGAUUCUCGCUCUGCAGCUAUCACGCGGAUGGCGGCGAGAAGGCAAUCUACCAUGUCGAGGCUGGGUUCCAGAAUUCUACCCAAUUCGGUCAUACGAGGUCUUCUCAGUAGCCAGGAAGAGACGCCUGCAGAGGGCCAUGCACACAGACAUGGGUUGGUAUCGAGGACCCCGCCAAGAUCCGAAUCGACACAUAGCAGUGGCCGCUUCAGUCCGUUCAGUGCCCUUGGUUCCCGGGGGAUCAACCGCCGACGUUCCGCUCGGGGGCCAUAUCUAAUUCCCCCGCGUGCCGAAUCGUCAGUCAUAGCGGAUGCGGCAAGUGGUCCGUCAUUUCUCGAUAAUGCCACUGACCGUCUGGCUGAGCCUGGUCGAGCCUCUUGGCGUCGGAGUGGUCGCCUGCAUCGGGUGCGCCAUUCUUUAUCAACACCCAUAUCUCAUAUGUUUGGUCAACCUUCGUUAACUAUCCCGUCACAACACGAUAACUCUCCACGAAUAUUACAUCGGCCAUCUCUGAGUGAUAGCCUUCCCAGUGCCAUGGACACUCGCCUAGAUUUCGGGGAGCCUUUGCAUGAGUUAGAUUCGGUUGAGCCAAACGUGCACGCUGAUGGAGCUACACCUUCUGGCAAUCCCCAAUUAAUGCGCCGGCUACCUGGUCUUCUGAGAGCGCGAUCAGCACGAUCCUUGCGACGAGAAGAACAGACUCCUCUUUCUCGGGUGCUUCAACUUGCUGCGGCGGCGAUUGCAGCUCAAUUGUCUGGUGCCAAUGGGCCUCCCCUGCCAAAUAUUCAAGCACUAGGAAACGACGGACUGGAUGGGUCACUAGAGACUUUCAUUCAGAGCUUACAGAGUGCUACAUCCACCCAAGCUGGGCCAACGGCAUCAGCAGAGGGAUCAAGCAACACCGGAAAUGAAGGCCCUUCGCCCCCAGUAAAUUUUCUACGAGUCUUCCGAUUUGCCAACGCUGAUUCUCCAGUUGAUGCUAAUCCACUUGGUCGCAACCCCAACGAAUCUGAGAAUCCUGAACCGCCAUCAGAUGGAAUGUCUGUUGAUGAGCCCCCACAAACAGCGGAAGGACGUACAGUGACUUUGGUCGUUGUCGGUGUUAGGUCGGUUCCAGCUGGCAGUGGAGGCACUAGUGAACAAGGGCCAUCGGCUCCAGGGGGCCCUGGGCUGGACGCUCUGCUUGGACUACCUUUCCUCUCACCAAAUGCCAUUCCACGGCCACAGGAGGCGCCUGGUGAUCUUGGACAGCGGGCAGAUGGACGUCCAAGACUGCAUGUCCCACGCCCUCCAGGCUCUAUCCCUAGCGUAGCCGAGCUCCUACGGAACCCAGGCGCAAAUGGCCCCAGGAGAUUAUCAGAUGCUGGCUCUCGCGCCAGUUUGCCAAAUUUUCCUCUUUCUGCCUUGUCUGAAAGCCCACCAGCCCCCCGCCCUCCUCCCUCAACACCCGCCGAGCAGGGGUUGUCGGCUGUGUCAUCUAGCACCUCGACGCCGAGCCGCAGGCCCUCAUCCGCCUCGGCCAUGACAUCUAGUGUUUUGCCUCAGCUGCAUGAGAAUCACUCCGUUAGACCCACUGUAGAGCCUACCGAUGAAUCAGUCCCACCGCCUAGUGCUGCACGCCAGCGUCGUCGAAGUGAUUCCGAAUAUGCUCGGCAUCGUGCUCUUGGCUCUGGGUCCAUUCGUCGUAACGGUGUGGUUGAACCUGAUCAGCCUCCCCCAAGUGGAGGUAGAAGCUGGUUGAUUUACGUUGUCGGAACCAAUCUAUCAGAGAACCACCCGGCUCUCACCACUCCCAGUCUGUUCACUGAUAACCCCACAUAUGAGGACAUGAUUCUUCUCUCGUCGCUUCUGGGCCCAGCAAAGCCUCCUGUUGCAACUCAAGCUGAUGUCAAUUCCGCAGGCGGAUUAUUCCGGCUUGUUGAGUAUGAUGGCUCGCUAGUGGCCGAGUCUAUCAAUGGCGCCGGUGCCAUUCAUAUCCAGGAUGGCGAGCGUUGUUUGAUCUGCCUGAGUGACUACGAGGUGGCCGAAGAAGUCCGAGAGCUUGUCAAAUGCAAGCAUGUCUUCCACCGGGAUUGUAUUGACCAGUGGUUGACUACUGGACGCAACUCUUGUCCUUUGUGCCGAGGUGAGGGCGUUGAUGAAACACCUAGCAACGGUGGUUUUGGUCCUGCCGACGCCGUUCCAGCUUCAACUCCCGAAGGUACAGCUAUUUGA
This is a messenger RNA of Penicillium longicatenatum, 2262 nucleotides long. RefSeq names its product RING-H2 finger protein. Gene Ontology annotation, molecular function: ubiquitin protein ligase activity; zinc ion binding. Gene Ontology annotation, biological process: protein ubiquitination. NCBI's taxonomy places the organism in Eukaryota, Fungi, Ascomycota, Eurotiomycetes, Eurotiales, Aspergillaceae. The transcript is spliced from 3 exons. The coding region runs from base 1 to 2262 and encodes 753 amino acids. The record is from RefSeq and is a predicted model, not a curated record.